Molecule: messenger RNA, 2593 nt
Organism: Drosophila rhopaloa
Lineage: Eukaryota; Metazoa; Arthropoda; Insecta; Diptera; Drosophilidae
Product: prion-like-(Q/N-rich) domain-bearing protein 25
Source: RefSeq, a predicted model, not a curated record
UAUUAGCCAGCAGUUCGGGAAAAAAUUCUCUCCCCGGGAAAAUGUCAAACUUCCAAUGGUUACUAACGCUCGGCGUCCUGUGUUGUGCGGUUCUCAAUCCUCAAGGCGGCGGCGGCGCGUUGGCCGUAUUUUGGCCAUGUGAAAGUGCGGAGGACUGCACAGCUGACGGCUCGAGCUGCGACCUGGCCAGCGGGCAGUGCGAGUGCUCCACAUUCGACUUGGUGCUCGCGGAUAACUUCACCCAAUGCCUGGCGACGUCGCUCAUUGGUGAACGGUGCGACGACAGCGUCCAGUGCAAUCUUAUGCCAACGGGGGCCAGUUGUAAAGCCGGGGUCUGCGAUUGCGCCGAUGGCCAGAACUAUCUGCGUGGCAAGUGUCGCCCACUGAACGGACUCGGCGAGUCCUGCGAAACGGACUUGGACUGCUAUUUUGGAUACGAUCGUGCGUCUGUGAGUUGUCAACAAAACGUGUGCGGCUGUGCAAAUGGCUAUUAUAAUAGAUAUGGAAACAUCUGCCGUCGCAAAUCAAUGGAGGAAAGCGAUGCCUGCGUCGUUAACGAGGACUGUGAUGCACUGGGCGCCGGUGCCGAGUGCGUGGCCCUAGUAUGCACCUAUGUGGACGAGAUCACAACGACUUUGGGCCCCGGGGCCGAGGACACGGAGACCACCAAUCCGGGGUCGCCGGGCGAGGACGAGGACUCGACCACAGCGGAGGCGAUCACCGAGACCGCCGAGCCUGACUUUGAGUCUGAACCUCAGCAGCCGACCUUCAGGAGCCGCAGGCAGCUAACCAAGGCCUUCGUGCGCCCCCCGCCCACUCACAGCGAUGCCGCCGCCCAGGUGUCCUUCGCCCCCCUCGCCAACGGCGACACCGAGCCGCUCAUCUCCCCGCGUUCCCACGAGAUCGCCGUCCAGACGAGCAUCGAGAAGUACGAGCUGAGGGAGGUGGGCCGCAGCGUGCGGAACGCGGCCACCGCCACCACCAACACCGCCACCGCAUCCACGAGCACCAGCAGUCGGCGCACCUCCAGCCGCAACCAGAGCCACGCCCACAAGCACCGCCGACGCUUGCCCGCCCUCUUCCGCUUCGAUGACGAGGACAUCAAGACCUACUCCACACUGGGAUCCAGUCGGGAUGACGACGACGCUGAUGAGAAGAAGUAUGGCAGCAGCUGUACAGAUAAUGGAAAAUCAUGCUCGGGUCUGCCGCACUCGAUUUGCUCCAAAAAUAUUUGCUUUUGUCGCCAGGGAUACUAUGCCAAAAAUGGAAAAUGUUUUGCAGAGUUGGGAGAAAUUGCGGAGAGCACGGACGAGUGCGAAUAUGAGUUCGACGAUCUGUCCAAAACUUGCGUUUGCCAAAAAAACUAUUUCUACGAGCGGGAUCUGCGCAACUGCAGGAAACCCAUCCAAUACCACUUGUCCUGCACGUCGAACAGCCAAUGCAGUCCCUUCGGAGCCUCCUAUUGCCAUCCGGAGAUCCCGAGGCGGUGCACCUGCGAGGAGUACGCCCUGUACGAUGCCAUCAAGCAGCUCUGCGAGUACAAACAGGGUCUGGGAGCCGAGUGCGAGUCCAAUGACGCCUGCCCCGUGGACCACUCCGUCUGCUCCAAUCGCCUCUGCGUUUGUGCGGAUCACUACUUCGAAAAGGACGAAGCCUGCCUGCCGGGAAUCGGUGCCGAUUGCUCGGUGGACGAUGACUGCAUAGCUGAGGACACCACCUGCCAGGAGAAGGACGAGGAGGACCAGUCGCGCACCUGCCAGUGCCGAAAGGGAUACGUGCACUUCAAGGAUCAGUGCCUCAAGGAAGCUGAGGAACUAGAUGACGAGUGCGUCGAGGACGAGCAGUGCAAACCGCUCCUGGCCAGUUGCAAUUCGGAGUGGAAGUGUGGCUGCACCGAUCAGCAGCACGAGAAGAAUGGGAUCUGCGAGACAAAGCGGGAACUUGGAGAAUCGUGCACGAAGGCCACCGAGUGUUAUACGGAGAAGGAUCCCGAGAACGUGGAGUGUCGCAACUCAAUCUGUCAGUGCAAAUUCGACUACCAGGCGAAUGCCGAGCAGAAGCAGUGCAUUCGUGUGAUGCCCAACAAGAAAAAUUCUUCCGGUAGACCCAGUGCUCUUAAAAUCAUCACCUUCAUGCUGAUUGGCUCCGCUUUCCUGAUCACCAGUGCGGCCAUAAAGCAGGCCUAUUACUAAAAGCAAUCUUAUUCCUUUAAAGGCGUUGUGAGGAGUGGCGAGGAUUUGGAGGAGUUUGAGCAGGGACGAUAGCUGAGGACCCCGGGGGACAAUGGGGAUCGGCGGCCAACUGGACUGGAGUGGCCAGUAUUAGCCAAGUUAGAGGCAUGGAUCCAGGUCCAUGUGCAACGUGAAUAUAAAUCAACUAGUCCUUAAGCUGAUAUUUAGGAGUCAAAGCAAUAUUUGGAGAGGAGUCCUUAAAGGGAAUCUCGCUUAUCUAAUACGGCUAACAAUAAUGACAAAUUAUCUUUAAGUUUGAAGUUAAACUGCUUGUUGAUAGGCUAAGCAAACAGUUUUUAACCAAAUUGUAAUAUACAUCAUAAUAAACUAAGGUCAACGAAAAGUUGUAUCAAAUCCAGAAA